Trichomycterus rosablanca is the source of this 1734-nucleotide messenger RNA. It is a transcript of the gene ankra2, whose product is annotated as ankyrin repeat, family A (RFXANK-like), 2. Lineage: Eukaryota; Metazoa; Chordata; Actinopteri; Siluriformes; Trichomycteridae. The coding region runs from base 335 to 1243 and encodes 302 amino acids. Gene Ontology annotation, molecular function: protein binding. Gene Ontology annotation, biological process: regulation of gene expression. The record is from RefSeq and is a predicted model, not a curated record. The transcript has 8 exons. Gene Ontology annotation, cellular component: nucleus.
UAGAUUGUACGAUUAAAUCGAGACUAAUAACUUCACUAAUUAUGUUGAUUUAGACAAUAAUCUUGCAUUUUCGAUAUGUAAAGUACUAGACUAUGUUCUAUUCUAUGUAGACUAUGUACAUUGGCAUGCUUUGAACAUGCCCUUUUAUGCAUGAUGCUGAACCACGUAAACAAACACAUGCUCAUACUUUGACCUAUUUAGAUUGAUUGCCGUUUCAUCUAAAUAAGAUCGUCUUCUAAUUAUAUUAAAAAUAUUAAACCGAGUUGUUUACCAGUUAUUGUGUAGAUUACAUGCCGGAUUUAUUUGUUAAAGAUCUAAAGUUUAUUUGAACCCCAUGGCAUCAGACGAAAUCGAGGGCAUCUGCUCUCUGCCAGAGAUGACAUCAAUAAAAGUAGAACCUUCAGUAAACAUUGGCACGGCAGAGGAUGCGAGCUCCCAAAAUGUGGCCAUGGGUCCCAAAUUCAUCUUGCCCAACCGCUUUGACAUGAACGUGUGCUCCCGAUUUGUAAAGUCCCUGAACGAAGAAGACAGCAAGAACAUCCAGGACCAAGUGAAUUCUGACCUGGAGGUAGCCUCGGUUUUAUUUAAAGCGGAAUGCAACAUCCAGACCUCUCCAUCUCCUGGGAUCCAGGUUAGGCACGUAUACACGCCAUCCACCACAAAGCACUUCUCACCGAUAAAACAGUCAACCACCCUUACCAACAAGCACCGUGGAAACGAAGUGUCAUCAACUCCACUGCUUGUACAUUCUUUAUCUAUUCACCAGCUUGCGGCACAAGGAGAAAUGAUGUUUUUGGCUAGUCGAAUAGAGCAAGAAGCAGUUAUUAAUCUGCAGGAUGAAGAGGGGUUCACACCGCUAAUGUGGGCUGCAGCUCAUGGUCAGAUUGCUGUGGUGGAGUUCUUGCUUCAAAGUGGUGCAGAUCCUCACAUUUUAGCUAAAGGAAGAGAAAGCGCAUUGUCACUGGCCUGCAGUAAAGGCUACACAGACAUUGUCAAAAUGCUUAUUGACUGUGGAGUGGAUGUCAAUGAAUAUGACUGGAAUGGAGGCGCCCCAAUACUUUACGCAGUGCAUGGAAAUCAUGUUCGUUGUGUGGAACUACUAUUAGAGAACGGUGCUGACCCAACCAUGGAGUCUGACUCAGGCUUUAAUGCUAUGGACAUGGCUGUGGCAAUGGGGCAUAGGCAUGUUCAACAGGUGAUGGAAGCACAUCUACUGAAGCUGCUUCAAGGAAUCAAAGAGUAACUUAUUAAUAGAAGUGAAAACAAACAAAAGACAAGAUUUAUUACCCCUGUGGAAAUAAUCUUCCUCAAUGUGGACAAUUCAUUGUUUUGCAUGUUUACAUUAGUUCGAUGGUACUGAAGCUAGAUUCAUCUGUAAUUAGAAAUGAGAGUUUGUGUUAUUUAAGUAAAUUGUGAAUAUUUAUAUAAAGACUGAGUGUUGUGAUGUUGUGUUGAUGGUAUGUGUACUCCAUCAAUGUUUUGUAAAAAAUAACUUUUACAAUUAAAUUAGAACAUGACUGUGCUUUCAUUUCUUUUUGGGAAUCAAAGCACACAUUUAUAAUUUAACUAAGCCAUAUGUAUAAUUAAUAAAAUAGGGUACUACCUACAACGCCAAAUUAGAAAAAGUUGGGACAGUAUCAAAAUGUAAAAGAUUGCAGCGUUUUAGACUUACUUUUACUAAUUUAAUUGCAGACAGGAUGAACCCAAGAUAUUUCAUGUUUUAUCAGGUCGACU